Arachis stenosperma is the source of this 2137-nucleotide messenger RNA. Its product is annotated as zinc finger protein JACKDAW-like. Gene Ontology annotation, cellular component: nucleus. The record is from RefSeq and is a predicted model, not a curated record. Lineage: Eukaryota; Viridiplantae; Streptophyta; Magnoliopsida; Fabales; Fabaceae. Gene Ontology annotation, molecular function: DNA-binding transcription factor activity. Bases 391 to 1854 code for a protein of 487 amino acids. The transcript is spliced from 3 exons.
UUCUAUAAUCUUAGUGAAGUAAGUAAAAUCAAACAAAAGAGAGAAAAAACCAGGGCAACACGCUUUGGAAGCUCUUGUGUGCAUUAAUACUAUAUACACACGACUAACCACUUAGUUUAUUAAUAUUUCUGGUGAGUCGGUUCAAGUUUUUUUCUUCUUCGCUUGUUGUCUUUUGGCUGAAAAAUCAAGCUGCUCCAAAAGAAUUUAUGUUGAUUGUUCCUCCUUGGCUGUGCUCUAAAAACAAAAACUCGUUUGUUUUCUUCUUAAUGGUUUGGUUUGUACUAUCUGAAAAACCCUCUUUUGAAAGUUUGCUGUUUCCUUCUGCAGACUAGUCUCAUUAGCUACUGCUGCUUUCUUCAAAUAUAGCUAGUUAUUAUCAAUUUAUAUCUAAUGUUGCCCGGUGACCCCUUUUCGCUAUCCACUUCUCUUGCUGCUGCUGGGUUCACCCAAGACCAAAACUUAAACUCCAUCGCAAACCCUAACCCUAAACCUAAACCUAAUAGUAAUCCCCCUCCAGCCACCAACAAGAAGAAGAGAAACCUUCCAGGAACACCAGAUCCAGAUGCGGAAGUCAUUGCUCUUUCGCCGAAGACGCUCAUGGCGACGAACAGAUUCAUCUGCGAGAUAUGCAACAAAGGAUUCCAGAGGGAUCAGAAUCUUCAGCUGCACAGGAGGGGACACAACCUGCCAUGGAAGCUGAGACAGAGGACGAACAAGGAGGUGAAGAAGAAGGUGUACAUCUGCCCGGAGAAGAGCUGCGUCCACCACGAGCCGGCGAGGGCGCUGGGCGACCUGACAGGGAUCAAGAAGCACUUCAGCAGAAAGCAUGGCGAGAAAAAGUGGAAGUGCGAAAAAUGUUCCAAGAAGUACGCUGUCCAAUCUGAUUGGAAAGCUCACUCCAAAACCUGCGGCACCAGAGAAUAUAAAUGUGACUGUGGCACCCUCUUUUCCAGGAAGGAUAGCUUUAUUACUCACAGAGCAUUUUGCGAUGCAUUGGCUGAGGAGAGUGCGAGGCUGAACUCGGUUUCUACGUCGACGAAUCUGAGUUUCAAGAGCGAAGAGGCAACAACGCAGCAGGGAGUUCUGAAUAAUAAUGUUGGGGGCGGAGUUGGAUUUCGAUUUGAUUUCAAUAAUGAAAUGGGAAUGGUUGGUGCAGAACAAGAACAAAUUAUGAGGCCAAACUUGUCACUGUGGUUGAACCAACAACAUGGAAACAACCGUCAUCAGAUUAAUCAAUUUGAUAUGCCAUCAUCAUCAAGCUCUCAUCAUCAAGUUAUGCACAUGCCUAUGCCUAUGUUGCCUAAUGAUUUUGGAAUGCUUGCUCCCAAUUCAUCAAAGGUAUCGGAAGAAGGUGGGGGCUCAGAUCAUAAUUCAGGUUUGGCAUCUAUGUAUUCUGAGAAUCAAAGCAAGCAAUCAUCAAAGGCACCUUCACCUUCAACUUAUUCUCCGAUGUCAGCCACUGCGCUUCUUCAGAAGGCAGCGCAAAUUGGGUCCACCAACAACCCUUCAACUUUCAGUGCAAGUUUUGGGCUCAUGACCUCUUCAUCUUCCAUUCAAACCACUACUGCUAGUAAUUCAAACCAAAACCAACAGGGAAGAAGAAUUGAUCAGAGUAUUAAGCAGCCAGAUCAGUGUUUUAGCGCAUUAAUGCAUUCGUCACAAAGUUUUGAUGAUCAGUUUUUGAGUAAUCAUCAUCCUGGUUCAUCAAGUGCUGCGGGGCAUAACAAUAAUUUUACAAGAGACUUUCUUGGCAUGAGUAGAGGACCAUUCCUACCCCAAGAGCUAGCAAAGUUUGCUUCCGUAGGCUCAUCAAUGGGUUUGACCCAAUUCACUACUAGCGCAACCCAUCAAUGAACAUGUCAUCAAGUCCUUAAUUUCAUCAUGGAUGGAUUCAUGGAUUAUUAUUACUACUCCCGUUUUAGAUGAUCAUGUGAAUUAUAUACCGGAUAGUGUAAAAUGUGCAUGACAUCAAAUUUUGAGGCCUAUGCUCUUUUUUUUUUGGGAAACAAUAUAGCACUUUUGUGUUGUCAUAUGGUCGAAGAGGCUAGCAUGGGGGACCCACUGCAUGUUUGAGAUAUGAACUUCCAUGUUCUUCUCCUUGAAAUAAUAAUAAUACUAGUUACGUUGUUGUUGUUGU